AUGCAAGGCAGCGGCGGCGCGACCAUCUUGGACGACCUACCCGAGUGGGUGGUCGUCCACGAGAUCCUCGUCCGGCUGCCUGUGAAAGACGUGCUCCGCUGCCGCGCGGUCCGCGGGUCGUGGCGCGGCGGCACUUCCACGGACGCUUUCGUCCUCGACCACCAUCACCACCAGCCCUCGCUCCCCAUCGCCACCUGCGAUGGCCUCCUCAUCGUGCGACACCAAUAUGAUUUCUACUUCUGCAACCCGGCCACCCGCAAGUGUGCCUCCCUGCCAUAUCCUCCACGACGACCAAACUUCCGGAUCAGCGUAGCCGGGUUCUACCGGCACCACACAUCUAGAGAACACCGAGUGCUUUGGGUGUCAUACCCCUCAUACACGAUGCCCGAUGGGAGCGACGUAGCAAUUGAGUUGCUUGAGUAUUUCGUCCUCACGGGCGGAUUGGAUCAGCCAAGAUGCAUCCAGUGGCCGACAGUUCCAGAACAAAGGUUUAUUCCUGCUAUUUGGUUCUAUCAUUGUCCAGCAGUGCACCAUCGUGGUAGCCUGCAUUGGGCAAUGGGUCUCAACAUAACGGUAUUUGACACCAUAGCCGAGACAUUCCAGCAGAUGAGCCGCCCAACACAGCUGGGCGAUACGGUGUCAUUGGGGGAUAUGGAUGGCGCCCUAGCUUUGUGCUGCACCUCCUCUGAAUGUGUCACUACUUUAGAUGUUUGGGUGUUGCAGGACUAUGAUGCUGAAAUCUGGGGCUUCAUGUACACAAUUAACUUGUUAGCGAUGGAGGCAUCACCACCGCUUGAUUUGGGGAUCAAAUAUGUUCCUAGUAUGGCAGUGAUCAACGAGCGUGAGAUGUUGAUUGAGCAGUGUCCUAGCCGUCUCUUGCAUUGUGACAUUGAUGGCGUAUUUUUAGGAAACGUGGAAAGUGAAGAGCAUGAAAACCACUUGGCACUUACUAGGCAUCGCUUCCAGGAGAGCAUGAUUUCACUUUUAUUGUUUGAGACACAAAAACAAGAAGCUGUGAACAAUGAGCCUCUAUUCGCUAUUGUGCUAUAA
This is a messenger RNA of Triticum dicoccoides, 1050 nucleotides long. RefSeq lists its product as uncharacterized. The record is from RefSeq and is a predicted model, not a curated record. Lineage: Eukaryota; Viridiplantae; Streptophyta; Magnoliopsida; Poales; Poaceae. The coding region runs from base 1 to 1050 and encodes 349 amino acids. The transcript is spliced from 2 exons. Gene Ontology annotation, molecular function: protein binding.